AAAUAAUGACAAGCGUAGCUAGGUCUUCCGAGACUGAAAAUACUGGAAUUUCUGGUGAGAUUAUUUUUUUAUACAUAAAAAUAUCAUGUCUGUUUUUUUAAACUCAACUUUGAUAAGCCCUGUUCACUGAAAUCGUUUGUACACGCAGUUUUUACCAUAGAGAAAGGACACAUCUCUCUGCAUCACUAACUGUUCACGUUGCGCGUGACGCGUGGUUGAGGUGACGUCACGAUACGUCACGACAGUCCUGCACCAAUCACAACUCACCAUCGACGCGUUCGUAUCCCUUAUUACCAGCAUGGUUUGAUCUUAACUCUGACUCUCCUUUCGCAGCUUUCCGGUGGAAGUUGGAGGUGUGCAUGAUCAAGUCUCACCUACAGUUCAGACCUGGUGAGGUAGUGGUCGUAGGAAAGUUAGCGUAGUUGACCAAAGCCGCGAAUCGAGCACGGAGAGGCAAGGGGAACGACUGCAGCUGAGGCCAAGCACCGCUGGGCAAGAGCGUCCAACCCAAUCGAUCGUGUGCCGGGAUUAAACCGUGUCCAACAACUCGGCUACAGCCUAGUGUUUCAGUACAGCCCUGAGCGACUCUGCGCGGCUGAGCUGAAAAAAUUACACCGUGAAUCCUGUGUGCUGUGCAUGGUUCAUUCAGCUCCACCGAGCAGAAAACCUUGAAACGGUGAUGCCUGCUCCACCGGCAAAUUGAAGCAGCAAUUGUUGCUUCGUGCAUGCCUCGUGCACCGAUUGUCUUCGCCUCUGGAUUCUGUGAGGCAGACUGAAGAGCAUCAUUGUGCUUCGUUUGAGUUUGACCAGCCCUUCACAGGACCGGUAAUCAUCUUUAAAGUCAAGGAGUGUGUUUCCUUAGCUGUUGUAAGCGUCUUGCCUGAUAGUCUCCUCCAAGGCCCAGCAGGCAUCUUCGGGCAUCCAAGCUCUCUCAGCCCCCAUCACAAGCCCCUCACCUCCCCUCCGCCUCCGCCAUGGACCACCUCCGCUCCCUCGGUAGCCAGCUCCGGAGCUCCAUUCUGCGCUACGGAGUGCCCAUCUACGAGACCAAAGGGGAGGACAUAGAGCUGUGUAACUCCGCGGCCAGCGAGACUACUCUUGGGAGUCUACAGCCGAACGGCCACAUCACACUGGUGGAAGCGAAGAGCGAUGGGGUGCCACCGAGUCAAGAUAUGCAAAGCGGAGGGACGAGUUCGGUUUGGCAGGCAGGUUGGAACGUGGGCAACUGUAUGCAAGGCAUCGGCAUGCUGAGCUUGCCGUACAUGGUGAGAGAGGGCGGGCUAGCUGCUCUCAUUACAAUGGCCGUGGUGCUUAUCAUCGGAAACUACACCAGUAAGGUUUUAGUGUACUGUCUCUAUGAAGAUCGUCUGAACCUGGAGUCUGACGGCAAACCCUACCUGGUGCGCGUGCGCAACACGUAUGCGGACGUAGCAGACGCCUGUUAUAAAUCUGGCGGCACCGUCUUGAACGUUAUGCAAAUUGUUGACGUCAUAGCCGUGGCGGCGCUCUACCUGGAGUUGGCGGGCUCGCUCCUCGUGGACACAUUCUCCCUGGCGGGACUUUCGAAACUCACGUGGACCGUCCUGUGCGCGGUGUUUUUACUGCCGACCAUUUUCUUCAGGAACCUGACCAAGAUCUCGUGGCUGAGCUGCAUCGCGGUGCUGUCCCUCAUCAUCAUGUUCUUUAGCGUGGUGUGGUAUAGCCUCGGCAAGAGCAUAGUGUGGGAUAUCAAAAGUGUACCCGCCUUCAAUCUCCAGACAUACUCGGUCAGCGCCUCCAUCAUCCUGUUCAACUUUGGCACCCAGUUCAUCAUGCCUGGAGUGGAGGAUAGCAUGAAGAACCGAUCCCGUUUCAAUCGCAUGGUCAACUGCACCUACCUGAUCACCGGCGUGUUGAAUAUCGCCUACGCGCUCUUCGCCUACCUCUCGUUCGGUAUGGAGACCAAGGAGUUCAUCACGUACAACAUGCCCUUGGGACCGCUCCAGGCAGCGGUCAGUAUGCUGUUUGUCAUCAAGUCCCUCCUAUCCUAUCCCUUGAUGUUGUUUCUGAUCGUCAACUCCGUAGAUUCCAUGAAGCUGUCCUGUUUACCGCCUUGCAGCGGGCCGAACCCCGAUCGCAUGCCGCCGGUCUGGGCCAUGAUAUUUCGCGCGCUCUUGGUCCUCUUCACGUUGUUGCUGGCCGUGAUCAUACCACACUUCACGCUGCUGAUGGGCGUUACUGGAAGCCUGACCAGCCCCUGGCUUGAUUUUAUCUUCCCCUGUUUAUUCUACCUGAAGUUAAGGAGGAACUCGCUUAAAUGCUGGGAGGUUGUCAUAAAUUAUCUCAUUAUAGGAGUAGGGGUCUUAGGUGGGGUUGUCGGUUUGAUUUAUUCAAUGAAGGCAUUAGUUCAUGCCUACGCAGAGGAUUUCAGCUAGAUGAAAUUAUCAUAUUAGCUGUAAGUUUUCCAGUCCAAUUUUACAACUUUUUCGUUCAAUCAAACAUAAUGUUUAUUCAAAUUCGCACACUCGGUUCAAUUUAGCGAAAGUUGAAAAUCAAUAAACGAAUUGAAACACACACAAAAAGUUGAACGUACACUACUUUGAAAACACUAAAAAAAAAAGGAGAUCAAAUAUUAUAACUGCAAUUUAGAACCUGACAAUCUGACCGACUUCCUUAUAAACUUCAUGAAAUGGAAUGCACAUUUUGUCCGAUUGAUUGAACAAGUUGCAAAAUUGGUCGGGAAAACCUAUAUUUUCAUAAUAGUCAGAUUUUUGUUGUGCAAUAUCAUUACAUUUUUGUCAGGUAGCAUACCGUAUUUUAUGAUCAUGUUUAUGUGCCAAAGUCCUAUAUUGUUUGUUCAUGCCAAUCCUAGGAUGCCCUUCUCCAUUCACCAGUGAGAGGCUGAAUUCGUCAUUUUUGUGCGUACGGUAUGUAAUCAUAUUUUAAAUUGUUCCUAUUUUGGUAAAUAAUCCUAUUAUCUUGCCGUUGUAAAUAAUCAGUGAGUAGAGAUGGCCGCAAAGAGUUAAUAAUUUCUAUGUAUUGCUUUAUAUUCGAGAGUCAUGCUGUUAUAGUCUGGUUCCCUGUCCCAUUGUCCUUCGGACUUCAAAUAUUGGUGACAGGUAGCUAGCAGUGAAUCCAGAAUGCAUAAGGAGGCUUUGCUUUCCUCCAAAUGUAUGCAAGUUAUAUGCAUCACGUGUAGGCCUAUAGGUCUGAAUUCGGCCUCCCUGAUAUGAAUUCAAAAUCAGAACAGUAACGUUUGCGCGCAACCAGUCUAUUGCAAAAUGGCCAUGGGCCACGAAUGUGCAAUUUCGGAGGUGAUGAGCUUCAAUUUUUGCUGAUGUCAAAAGUGUCUCUGGCAAAUAUCAAUAUAGAGAGAGGCAUUAGGGGUCUACUGUUCAGUAUUUUAAAACCUAUGCAGUUGAAAUGCUUGAAAGUUGCCUUCAUAGAGACACUGGCGAUUUCGCCUACUUUUUGUGGUAAGACAAAAGUCAGUUUUUUGAUACCAUGUGUUAAAGUAUCGUCCAUGCACAACGCUGAGAAGUGAUUCAAAAAUAAACAAUCGUGCUGCGCGCGCGCAGAGGUUAUCCAAUCAGUGGCUAUAAAUGGGAGCUAUCUACCGGUCCCAUAUUUUUAGGGGCCGGCAAACAGUCUAAUACUGUAAACUGAAACCCGAGUGAAGUCAACAGAGGGCGCUUUAAUUAAGAAACCCCCACAGCUCAGGAAUUCAACCAGUUUAAUAAGUAUAGGUCCACUCAGUUCAGAAAUUAUGAAACAAUGCGUAUUGUCCAGUGUGUUUUCUUCAGAGAAAUUCGAUGUCCAGUGCAGUGUUCUUAAGUUCAAUUUAUUCACAAGUCACUGUUUACUGUAGCCUGUGUGUAUUUCUUGAGGCUUUUAAAAUAUGAUGUGGAGAGUUCGAUCAUUUUUGUAAUUUGAAAAAAAAGAAGUCUUUUAACAUAGUUUUCUUUAGAAGAUUUAUUUAACUAACGUAAGACAAAUAGAGGCUAUUGAUGAUAGCAGUUUAUCUAAAUUAUAUCUCAAUAAAACGUUUAGCUUUGCAGCUGCA
This is a messenger RNA of Patiria miniata (bat star), 4042 nucleotides long. Its product is annotated as vesicular inhibitory amino acid transporter-like. Lineage: Eukaryota; Metazoa; Echinodermata; Asteroidea; Valvatida; Asterinidae. The transcript has 5 exons. The coding region runs from base 975 to 2414 and encodes 479 amino acids. Gene Ontology annotation, biological process: amino acid transmembrane transport. Gene Ontology annotation, molecular function: amino acid transmembrane transporter activity. The record is from RefSeq and is a predicted model, not a curated record. Gene Ontology annotation, cellular component: vacuolar membrane.